Loa loa (African eye worm) is the source of this 564-nucleotide messenger RNA. RefSeq lists its product as hypothetical. The annotation marks the transcript as partial. The transcript is spliced from 4 exons. The record is from RefSeq and is a predicted model, not a curated record. Gene Ontology annotation, biological process: G protein-coupled receptor signaling pathway. Gene Ontology annotation, molecular function: G protein-coupled receptor activity. Gene Ontology annotation, cellular component: membrane. NCBI's taxonomy places the organism in Eukaryota, Metazoa, Nematoda, Chromadorea, Rhabditida, Onchocercidae.
GUAAACGCAUUUAUGGGUACCAGUGUAUGGAUUGUGGUAUUUUUAACAAUGAAUCAAUAUAUGGCUGUUUGUCAUCCGUUUCAUUAUCGUCACCUCAGGGCACGAAAAAAUUGUUUAUUAUUAGUAAUUAUAUCAUAUGUGAUGAAUUUUUGCAUCUAUGCUCCAUGGGCUGGAAAAAAAGUUCUCUAUGAGGUACCGGCUGGACUUGUACCAUGUCAAUUUGUUGUAUGCGAUCAUAAAAUUGAAAUGUGGUAUAGGAUAUAUGAAUGGUGUCGUGAAACAAUUAGCCGUUUACUGCCAUUUGUUUUGGUUGCUUAUUUUAAUUUGAAAAUUUUAAUUACAUAUCGAAAUACUAAAAAGGAACGCUUUCAACGACUUGCUUCAAAUCGUCAAAAAAUUUCAACAAAAAGUGAACAAGAAGAAAAGCGAUUAUUUACAUUGUUAUUUUCAAUAAUAAUAACAUUUUUCAUUUGUACAAUACCAGCUGCUCCACUUACAAUAUUCGUUUCUGAUAAACGAUCAUUCAAUGUACCAUUUCAGGUUGGUUAUUUCAAUUCAAAUUAA